Molecule: messenger RNA, 866 nt
Organism: Panonychus citri (citrus red mite)
Lineage: Eukaryota; Metazoa; Arthropoda; Arachnida; Trombidiformes; Tetranychidae
Gene: SrpRbeta
Product: signal recognition particle receptor subunit beta-like
Exons: 3
Coding region: 91-843 (250 amino acids)
Source: RefSeq, a predicted model, not a curated record
AUUCACUAUUUGGAUCAAUAAAAAACAUUGAGCAAGUUGUCACAUUGUAAGGGAAUCAAUUAGUUAAUUUGUUAAUUGUGUGAUUAAAAGAUGGAUAAUUAUAUUAAUCUAAUUAUGGACAAAUUGCCUCCAAGUAUUCGAGAUGAUAAAUCAACACUGGUCGCUCUCGGUGUUACAUUACUUGUGCUAUUCGUGACUUUAAUUGUUUUAGGUUUUAUUUCUAAAUCUCGAAAAGGAUCUCGUGUUCUUUUACUUGGUCUUUCAGAUUCGGGUAAAACUGUUCUAUUCUCACAAUUGGUUGGUAGUAAAUCGGUUUCUACAUUUACUUCAAUGAAGCAAAAUGAGUGUCAACUUGUCCUUCCAAAAAGAUCUGUUGCUCUUAUUGAUAUUCCAGGGUUUGAAAGACUUCGUGAUAAAUAUUGGAAUGAUUUAAAGAAGGGUGUUCGAUCUAUCGUUUUCGUUGUUGAUUCUUAUCAAAUCACCUCGAAUAUCAAAGAUGUUGCUGAUUAUUUUUAUACAAUAUUAGCUGAUAAAUUGGUAAUUUCACAAAAGAUUCCAAUCUUGGUGGCAUGUAACAAACAAGAUAAGCCAAAAUCUAAAGCAGCGAAAGUUAUUCGUACUCUUCUUGAGAAAGAGAUUAACUCUAUUCGAGAGACUCGAGCUGCUGCUCUCGAAUCUACUGAUGGUGACAAUGAAAGAAGUCGAGUGAUUGGCUCAUUGGAUCGAGAAUUUAGUUUCAAUGAUCUAAAGAAUACAAUUGAUUUCGUUGAUUGUAUCGCAGAAUCAAAAGAAGACUCAUCCUGUCAGAUUGAAGACAUUACCUGUUGGCUAAAUAAAUUUUAAUAUCAAUUGUUUUCUAACAAAAA